AUGGAUUCCCCACUCACGUCCAAUUCGCCCAGCAAAAACUUAACCCUUGAUAAGAUCCAAAUUUUGAAUUUGUUUAAGCUGUUUGAUAACCUGCCCUUCGACCCAAAGAGCGAAAAUGAGACAUGGCACAUCGUGAACAAAGAAUUCAUAGACAGCCUGAGGAACUACGAAGAAGGGAAGGCCAGUCGGUACCACACUCUGAUCAACAACAAAAUAUUUGUAGAGGAUCCAAGUAACGUCACCACGAGGACGAGGCUCCUCAAGGAUUACGAAAAUGGAAAUGGAGUCAACUUCCUCCUCUACCCAGAGAAGGCCAUAGAGGUGUUGGAAAAGCAUUUUCAUAUUAACCUAAAAAUUCCCAGGGCAGUUUACCCCUAUAAGAUUCCCAAGAGGGAGAGGAUAAUAUACAAAGUAGACAUCCAGCCUCUCAAAGUUGUGGUGUACUCGAAGAACCCGAACGAGUUUAGCAGCCCCUCCAAGAUGAAGAUCGUCGUCCUGCGCAACGACACGGUGGAGGACGUGCUCAAGGAGAUCGUGACCGACUUCGACCCCGCAAGCUUCAAGAAGAACCUAUUCUACGCAGAAGAGAUGAGCGGCAAAAGGGAAUACAAUUGGGAGCGGCUGUACCUGCACGAUUCGACGGAGUACCCCCUGAAGAAAAAGAUGCACGAAUAUGACAUUGAUGAGAGGACCUGUUUGUUAAUAACAAGUGAGAGAGCGGAUAUAAAGUGCCUGACGAAUGAGAGUGACUAUGGGUAUACGAGGCGGGAAUCGAGUUUUAGGAGGUCCGAGAAGGAGGAGGAUUGUAUGAGGGGGUACUCCAGCGGACGCACAGGAGGGUACGGUAGCAGUAGUAGUACUGCCCACGCACAGGGGUACACACAGGGAUACACACAGGGAUGUACACAGGGAUAUACACAAGGACAAACACAGGGACACUCCCACGAAAGCAUGGUCAAGCAAAUAAGCUACAUAUUCCAGCACGGGGGGGACCGAGGCCUGAUCAACCUGGGGAACACCUGCUUCUUGAACUCCUCCCUGCAGUGUCUAGCCAAGAUAAAAAAAUUUUCCAACUAUUUCUUAAGUGGAACUUUUUGGAAUCACAUAAAUUACUCAAAUCCAGUGGGUCAACAUGGACGGUUAGCCAAAGCCUACUACGAAACCCUGAUUGAGCUUUGGAAAAUAGAUAAGAGAAGUGAACCCUAUGCACCCAAGGCAUUAAAACAAGCUAUAAGUGAAAAAAGAGAUGAAUUCUACGGAUACCAACAACACGAUUCACAAGAAUUGUUAGCCUUCCUUCUAGAUGGGCUACAUGAAGAUCUGAAUUUAAUACAAAAAAAGCCAUACUAUGAAGAGAAACUACAAGGAGGGUUAGACAAACCAGAUAUUGAUGUUGCAGAAGCUUCCUGGAAUAGACACAAAGAAAUAAAUAAUUCUAUUAUUGUGGAUCUAUUUCAGGGACAAUACAGAUCUCGUUUACAAUGUCCUAAGUGUAAAAAAGUUAGCAUAGCAUUUGAUCCUUUUAUGUAUCUAUCGAUCCCAUUGCCACCUAAAAAGAAUCACCGAAUUUGGUUUCAUGUUAUCCUAAAUAGAGAUGCCCCCAUAGGCAUGAGAUUCUCCUGCGCCUUUAAUGGAUCACAAGAGGUCCUAAAAUUGAAAAUCUUCUUUCUCACCAUAAUAAAAAAUUUAAAAGUGAAAAGAAAAAAUAUUCUACUACAUAAUAAAUGUAUAAUUAAAAAUAGCAAAGAGUCCUCUCCUCAUGAAGGAAGAAAUAAUCAUAUCAAUACAACUACAUCCAGUAGUAGUAGUAGCAGUUGUGGUGGUGGAGGAAACAGCAGUAGUAAUAAUGCCUUUAAUUUCCAUUCUAAAUAUAUGGAUGAUAAAAAUGAAUUUUAUGAAGAUAAUGAGGACAACUGCACCAAUGCAGAUAUUGCAAAUUACGUGAGGGCCAUAAAAAAUAAAAGUAAAAUAACCAGCACAUUGAAGGAACAAGAAAUCUGCACCGUCCAUGAGAGCAUCUGUGCCAUGUGUAAUAUACAAUCGAUAGACGAACUAGAGAUUAACAACUUGAGCUUCCUCUAUACCAAGUUUAAAAAUCUUGCUUGUAAUCAAUUUUUUCAAGUUUUAAAUAACUCUGAUUUUGUCACCGAACCGCACACAAGAAAUGGAAAAGGAAUCAGCCACAUUUUUGUUUUCAUCCUCCCCAAGUUAUGUUCCCACCUUAUAGAUAAAAAUUUGGACGUCAAAGUUGGGGAUGAAUGCUUGGAGGUGCUUACCAACUCGACGGUCACCACCAACAACACCAGCCUCAAGGAUGAAGAGGUGCACAACGGCAUUAUCAAUAAUAGCGGCAGCAAUAAUGGCGGUAGUAAUAAUAGCGGUAGCAACAAUAGCGGUAGCAAUAAUAGCGGUAGCAGCAGCAACAACAACAGCAGUAACAACAAUGGCGGUAGCGUGGAGAAGAAAGCGCUCAAGGGGAAGAACAACCACUCCAGCAAAAUCGUUAAGAAGAGGAAGGGUGUGCUGGACUCCUCCAACAGCAACGGUAGCCCUGUUCGCAAGGGAGAAAAAACGCACCCCUCCGGGGCCGAGGAAGAUGAAGACGAUGAGGUCACUCCCGUGACAUCAGCCCCAGCGGGAGCGAAUGGAAACACUCGCGGAAAUGCUAACAGCAACGCAGCAGACCCCCACGACGAAGCUAUGGAAGAGUCAAACGAUAUUAACAUGCAGGAGACCUCCUCAGAAACUCCCCUAAAUGAUUCCAAUGGAAUGAGCAAGAACAGAACCAACUGCGAGCAACACAUUUCUUACAGUGAACUUUUUAGAGAUCGAAUUCUGUUCACACAAGAUACAGAUAAUCUGCAUGACAAGUACUUCUCCCUCCUCAUAGUACCUCUGUGCAAAGAUGAGCAACUUUUCUACAAAAUGAAAAAUAAUGAUUUACCUCUCCUGUUUAAUGUCCCCUUCAAUUUUACUGUCAAUGACCUGUACGGCAAGGUGGAAAAUGCCUACCGGAAGAACACCGGGGGGAGUAGACCACCCAGGGGAACCACCCCUACCUCUACUUCCAAUGUGCAGAGCAACCAAGGUGAUCACACUGAUCGGUAUGAACAACUGUGCAUACAUAACGGGAAUGCAAAAAGUGGUGGAGAUGAUGAAAGUGCGAAGAAGGAUAACAUAUCUAGUAGCGAUGUGACGAAUAGUAAGGUUAUCACAAGUGAGUACGACGGGGGGUUGGAGGAUAAGGGAGGUCUAAACAAGGUUGACGGAGGGGAGGAGUACAACAGCAAGUUCACUCUCUACCUGCCGUGCUAUAACCUGAAGGAGGAGUGGACUCCCAAGGAGAACCUAGGACUCGAACUCAAAAGAGACGAAACCUACCUUGCAGAUUACAUAAAAAAUUCAGAAGAAAAGCGACUCAUAAUUAUACACCUUGACAGCGUUGCCAUAGAUUAUGAGUUGUCCCUUGACAUAAAAACGAUAACAUUUGUGGACUUAGAGGAACGCUAUGGAAUUGACACAUGUUUGAAAUUAUUUUCCGAGGAGGAGCACCUGGACGAGAACAACACGUGGUACUGUGGAAAUUGCAAGCUGCACGUACAAGCUUACAAAAAGUUGGACCUAUUCCGAAUGCCAAUUAUUCUCAUUCUUCACUUAAAAAGAUUCAACAACACGAAUAGGUGGCUAAGGACAAAAAUCGAUUCGUAUGUUUACUACCCCCAUAAAGAAAAUGAGCAUUUGAAUAUGUCACCAUACAUCCUGGAGGAUGGUUUAAAGCACAUGACAAAGAUGGACCCUCAUUACUCUCCUUUGUAUGAGUUAAUUGGAGUGAACUGUCACACGGGUGGCCUCUGUGGGGGGCACUACUUUGCGUAUGUGAAGCUCAACGGUCAGUGGUAUAACUUCAACGAUACCUUUGUGACCACCAUUGACGAGUCGCAGGUCAACACCAAGAAUGCGUACUUGCUGUUUUACCAGCUGCAUACGCACAAGAACGAGACGUUCACGGGCGUGGCGGAGCAGAGGAACUUGGCAGAGGAGGAGGCCAUUCGCAUGGCCAACGCGAGCUACUACAACUAG
Plasmodium cynomolgi strain B is the source of this 4080-nucleotide messenger RNA. RefSeq names its product ubiquitin carboxyl-terminal hydrolase 2. The record is from RefSeq and is a predicted model, not a curated record. The transcript is spliced from 3 exons. Gene Ontology annotation, biological process: protein deubiquitination. The coding region runs from base 1 to 4080 and encodes 1359 amino acids. Gene Ontology annotation, molecular function: cysteine-type deubiquitinase activity. NCBI's taxonomy places the organism in Eukaryota, Apicomplexa, Aconoidasida, Haemosporida, Plasmodiidae.